Messenger RNA from Chironomus riparius, 1497 nucleotides. The record is from the annotation of a GenBank genome assembly. NCBI's taxonomy places the organism in Eukaryota, Metazoa, Arthropoda, Insecta, Diptera, Chironomidae.
AAAUUAUAAAUUAUUUAAUCAAAAGUUGUUUUAAAAAAUAAAAGAAAAGCAAAUAAAAGAAUAUGUCAAAAAGUAUAAAUAGUAUAGAGAUGGAAUUGUCUUUACCUCCAACUCCACCGAUGGAUUUAAAUGACUCUAAUUCAAGCUGUGCAAAUGAAUUUCAAAAAAUUGAUGAAUUUAAUUCACUCAAACGGAAGUUAAACAACAAUACAGGCAUACCAAAAGGUUUAAUUACACCAAAUCCCUCUGAUGAAGAGGACAAUGAAACUGAUUUACCACCUCAGAAACGUUUAUGUGCUAGAAACUCUCGUUUGACGUCCGAACCUUCAUCAUUUACACCACCACCAGAAGAAUUAAGCAUCUAUUCAAAUAUAGAAUAUCAAAGAAAAAUUGAAACGAUUCCAGCACAAAGAGUAAGUGUUAUUAUGCGUGCAAACAAGGAUGGUACAUGCAUAACUCCUGCAACUGAAGUCAUUAACCCUAAGUAUGAUGACAAUGACAUUAAUUUAAAUGUUUUUCGAUGUGUAAAAUAUAAAAUGGGAAGAAAAAGCAGUAAUUCAUCUUCUAUCAUGUAUAAUAAUGAUAAGAAUAUAAAGUCUUUGGACAAUCCCUCAAAAAAUCUUUACGAUUCAUCAAUGCAUGGAAGGACUGAAAAUAAAAUAACAGAUUUUACACCCAUUCUAUCUGAAAAAAAAUCGCCAGCACUUUUACUAAAAGUUUCUCAAAACAUCGAUCACAAUAAUCAGCAAAUUCCAAUGUUUGUCCCAAAAGUAGCAUCACAAAAUAUUUUCUUCACAACACAACCAAGUAAUAAUAUUACUACAACUAGGAUUUUACUACUACCAUCGUCUAAUGUAUCAUCAACAAUGAUUACAACUCCUUCAACACAACCUUCAAAAUCAUUAAAUUUAUGCAUUCAACAACCUGCUCAAGAACGUCGGCGUAUAUUCGAAUGCAGUUACCCUAACUGUGGAAAAAACUACUUCAAAUCCAGUCAUUUAAAAGCUCAUACUCGUAGUCAUACAGGUGAAAAACCUUUUUGCUGUAAAUGGUUGGGUUGCGGAAGACGUUUUUCAAGAUCAGACGAAUUGUCACGUCACAAACGUACUCAUACUGGAGAGAAAAAAUUUUCAUGCAACGUGUGCGAGCGACGUUUUAUGAGAUCUGACCAUUUAUCAAAGCAUGUAAAACGUCAUAACAAAGAAAAGACUAAAACAAAAUCAAACGUGAGUUUACCUAACUCAUUAAAUCCAUCACUUGCUGUGCAAACACCACGACCUAUAAUUCCUGCAAUUGACCUGUCAUCAAAUACAAACCAAUAUAAUUUUGGUAUAUGCUAAGUUGUUAUGAUCUCAUGACGAGAUUUGCAUUUCUUGCUUCUUUGAGUGGCAAAAAAAAAUUAUCGAAAAAACAUGAAAGUUUAAAUUAAUUAUUGUUUUGAUGAUGCAAAUAUAUGCACUUUUAACUCAGUUUUAUGAAAUGUCCCUGCAAAAAAUA